This is a messenger RNA of Lactuca virosa, 1080 nucleotides long. The record is from the annotation of a GenBank genome assembly. NCBI's taxonomy places the organism in Eukaryota, Viridiplantae, Streptophyta, Magnoliopsida, Asterales, Asteraceae.
CUAAAGCCACAAUUUCUCUCAAUCAAAUACUCAAAAACCCUAAUCUGAGAGCCGUCGCCGUUUCCCACAUCCGCCCAAGUCAUCGCCCUCAUCCAUCGAAGUAACCGUUAUGCGCCAGAAAUGAACCACCAUCCAGUCUCCAACCUUGCACCAUUCAUCGUAUCUGACCGCUAUCUCCAUCAUCACUCUUCCAUCGCACCGCUUUUCUUGCAAGGAACCCUCACCAUGAUCUAUAUCCAAAUCUCUCUACCCCGACUCAUUCUCCAACCCUGCCACUACUCAUCGUCAUCGACACUACCAUCGUUGUUGCUCCCAUCUCCGCUAGCAACCGGUGGCUAAGCAUUAUGCUCCUCUGCUAUGCUCUUCAGUAAAAAAAGAUUGUUUAAAGAAGUGCAGUGGAUGAAAGGCCCUUCAUAUCUGAUUAGAUUAAUUUUGUUGUGCUAUUUUGAAGAAGGAAUUCUACGAUGUCGUCAUAAGCAUCCAUGGAAGACACCACAACAUUCACAACUGUCUUCUCCCUGAAACGCUUGAUGGAUGGACAAUCGAAGACCACCACUGGUCACACUUACCACCACAAAUCCGCCAGCCACCACCGUUUGUGCUGCUGUCACCAAACAUUUAAGGUAGAUUUGGAACAAAACCCCAAGUUUGAACUGAACUUACAACCAAGGGACAUAGAAAAGUUGCUGCUAACAAGCUUUACAGUCAGAAGUUUGCUUUUUGAAAGAAAAUUUGGGAAAUAUGCUAAUGGUCAUGUUGCACCUGUUGAUUCUGGUCCAGAAAAGUGAGAAAGUUGGAAUAAACGAACCAAAUUAUUAAGCUAGCUCCAAAUUAUCCUGCCUGAUCAAAUUUCACAGAAGAUGCAGUUACCUUUAAUUCGGUCCUCUUUGCUAUUACAACCAUUUCCGUUCAAUGAAACCACUUCAAGUGUGGAUAGAUGGGGAAAAACUUUAGGAAAUCUUAUUACUAUUUAUGGCAUCUCUAAUAUCAGUUCUGACUGAUGAGCUUAUACUAUCUUUUGUAUAUCUGGGACAUAGAUGGAAAAUUUUAAUUAAAGUUGCUAAUUUUAUGUUGUUUGCA